UCCCAUCUCUCUCUCUCUCUCUCUCCAACCAGCCUUCUUUCUCAGCACUUUAUUUACUCACACACGUUCAUCUCAGCCACUUCACUCAUACCAAGCACAAUCCACUAGCUCAAGCCACACAGCUCUUGCUAUAUAAUAUAUAAAGAGUUCAAUUGUUAUUUAUAACUCAUAUAAUUAGUCCAAAGUCUAUUUGUGGUUUGGUUUUAUUACAGUAUAUUUCUAUCUUAAAAUGAUAAAAAAUAUUAUAUUGUCACCAAAGUGGUCAUUGAGGAUUACAUGGUUAAUGUUUUAUACAAUUUAAUUCUUUAAAAUAAAAAAAUAUAGAUCUAUAUAUAUAUAUUACACAUAACUUUUGAUUUAUUCCUCACAAAUCAGUAAUUUUACAAUUCAGGAUAAUUGGGAUAUAUGCUAAUUACAUCAUUCCAAUAGCUAUUUAUAAUUCGUAUAACUGCGUAAAAUUCAAUUUAGGGUUAUUACUCAUUAAUUUAUAUAUUAAAAUAAGUUCAAAUAUUAUAUUGUUACCAAAACGGCGUUUGUGGAUAAUAUAUGUUCAAUGUUUUAUACAAUUUUAAUUAUUAAAAAUAUAUAUUUAAUUUAAAUAUAUGUACCUUUCCAGUUAAGUGUCACAAAUUGAAUUAUGGGUAAUAUGAAAAUAUAUGGGAUAUGGAGAAACCCAUUGAAUUAUUCUGCCGUAAAUACCGCAAUUAACCACCAGGGGGAGAUGUUCGGAAACUGCAUGCAAUCUUGUAUUUGACCAAAUGUAAACAAUUAUCAUUUUGUCUACGAACAUCCGAUCCAGACGCAUGAUACGUCUUUGGAAAGCCACAAAACGGCUUUUUUAUAUAAAAAAAAUAACCCCUGCAUAUUGAGCUACAGGGCACAGCACGAGCAGUGAAAGCAGGGUCCCCACAGACUUCUAUCAGGCGCGUUCACGGUCAUAACAAAGCCUACGUCAGCAUGCGCGCUUCACAGAAUGUCCGCCCCCAUGCUUGCCUGGAGUUUCACAUCGCAAUAGGAUUCUCCUCAGGUCUGUGAGGAUGAGAAGGUCUCCACAGUCUGGAGUCUGGUCUCUGACAGGCUCAACAUACCUGUCAAUCAACAGGGACUCCUCUACAAAGGCAAGGCGCUGGCAGGUAGGCUGAACAGCACAGCACAGCACAGCUCACCCCUCCUCUCACCCCUCGCCUCAUCCCUCCUCUCACUCCUCGCCUCACCCCGGGUCAGUGUGGCACAGCCUGCCUGCUCUUCUGAACAAACACUUCAGCCCUGCCGACGCAGUGAGAGUCUGGAGCAGCAACACAAGGUAACCUGAACACAAACACACACACACACACAGACACACACAAACACACACACAGUGAGAGGCUGGAGCAGCUACACAAGGUAAAUUGAACACAAUAAACACGGCUACACACACAAUCCUAGCUGCAGCAGAUGUACAAUGUUAUACAGACACACACAGACACAGCUGUACAGUGACACCGAGACGCACACACAAUCACAGCUGCAGCACACACACUCUGAAAUGCAGGUGUAGAGCAGCGUGUAGUUGUGACUCUGUGUCUCUCUCCUCCCCCUCUCCUCUCCUCUCCUUACUUUGUUUAAAAGAAUAGAAGCACACCCAGUGAGCAAGGCAUUGAGCAGCCCCACAUCCCGCUUCACAAUACCGCUACAUAUUGACUGACUGUUCGCAUUGUGUGUGUUUGGUAAGACAAACCACAUUUUCUACUUCUACUUUCUACGAUUGGGCAAGUCAGCGGUUGUUUGAUAACAGAACAUAAAACAUCACAGAGUGGGUUGAACUGCAUUGCUGGAAAUCAAGGCCCUUUAAAAUGUGUACCUUCCCAGCUCAGGUAUUGCUGAGGUAAAGAGACACUUCCUACAGGAGGACAGGACGUUGUCAAGGAGGGGAUGUCGUCACGUGUCCUGAGGGCUUUCUUAAAAACAUUGUUUUAUUAUUUCUAAGCGUACGUUGUUAUUGCCUUUUAGCUCUUGAGCAUAAUAAUCUCAAUCCCGUUUGAAAUGACACUAAGUGCAUUUGCAUGGUGGCAGAUGAGGGAUGUCGCUUCACUCAAGGCUUGCGUACUGAUGAAGAUGUAGUUUCAGUGUUUAAUGCUCAUCCCCUCACUGUGUGUCUGUGUGUGUUCUUGUCUCUCGCCUGUCCUGUGAGGAUGAAGAUGUAGUUUCAGUGUUUAAUGCUCAUCCCCUCACUGUGUGUCUGUGUGUUCUUGUCUCUUGACAGGUCUGUGAGGAUGAGAAGGUCUCCACAGUCUGGAGUCUGGUCUCUGACAGGCUCAACAUACCUGUCAAUCAACAGGGACUCCUCUACAAAGGCAAGGCGCUGGCAGGUAGGCUGAACAGCACAGCACAGCACAGCACAGCACAGCUCACCCCUCCUCUCACCCCUCGCCUCGCCCCUCCUCUCACCCCUCGCCUCACCCCUCCUCUCACUCCUCGCCUCACCCCGGGUCAGUGUGGCACAGCCUGCCUGCUCUUCUAAACAAACACUUCAGCCCUGCCGACGCAGUGAGAGUCUGGAGCAGCUACACAAGGUGAUGAAGUGACACUUUGAAUAUGGGGCCUGAUGAGAGAAGUAUCCUUUUCAUGUGGUUUUGGUUUUGCCGUUGUGAGCAGGUAUGGGAGACAGCACCGUGUCUGCAUGUGAAAUAACAAAGUCAUCGCAGUGGAGGGACUCUCUGAAGGCUGCUGUUUGUGGAUUUGUCUUGUAAUGUGAGUGAUCUACUGUACUGUGAUGCCACUGUCUGUACGCACGCUGCACUGCAGGGGAGACACCGCUGGCAUUCACAGGGCAUGCUUGUUCAUUUAAAGCACGCUGCACUGCAGGGGAGACACCAACCUUCUGGACAAAGCCAAAACAGAUAGAGGAGUGACCAAAGUGAUCCUAUCAUUCGGAAUCAACAACAAGGACCAGAAAGUCAAAGAGACAGCUAUCAAAAACCUACAAAGGAUGUACAGGUCAGCAAAGACAACCUUCCCAACUGCAGAAAUCAAAGUGCCACUGGUGAACUUCUCACGAGCACUAGACAUGCAGGCCCAACGGAACUUGGAAGAACUAAACGGAUUCAUCUCAGCCAACCUACCACACAUACCGCUAUUACCAACUGAGAAAUUUCAAGUAGGCGGAGACAACAUCCACUGGACAACCAACACAGCCAAAGAUAUGCUCCAGCACUGGUGCCAGCAUUUAAACUAGGAGACCCCACAAGCCCAAAUAUCUCCAGGGAGGGGGCAUCCAACAUAGUCAAUCUAUGUAAAUACUUCACACCAACAGAGAGUCAAAACAGCCUUUUGAGCAAACGCCUCUCCUUCAUACCCACACCGCAAACUGAAGCAAAACAGAAGCAGACACUGCGAGCAGAAACACAAGACUACCAUAGGAGGCUAAAAAUCACAACCUUCUUUGAAGAAGAAGGAGACUCAAAUCACAUACCUUUCCUACCCAAAUCCAACUGGGAACCAAAUAACAACCAAGUUCCCCAGGAAAUCACAGAGAUUAUUCUUGAAGAUCUAAAAACAAUACACAGCCUGAACCCAGGUAACUACAGAACAGAAGACAACCUAACAGCACCAGAAAGGAUUGCACUUAAGGAAUUACAAAAACAUACCGACAUCAUUUUCAAACCAGCAGACAAGGGAAGUUCAAUAGUAAUAAUGGAUAGAGAAGACUACAUCUUUGAAGCCAACAGACAACUAAAUAAUCAAGAACACUACAGGAAAUUAGAUGCACCAAUUUAUCUUGAUUCUGCUCAGGAAAUUAACAGAAUAAUACAAACACUAACAGACCACAAAAUAAUUACUAGAAAACAGGCACACUAUCUCAAGGGGGCAGACACACCCAGAGCACGCAUUUUUUACAUGCUACCAAAAAUACACAAAUCACCAGACACAUGGACUAUCCCACACACCAUACCACCAGGCAGACCGAUAGUAUCGGAUUGCAACAGUGAAUCAUAUAGAAUUGCAGAAUACAUAGACCACUUUUUAAACCCCCUAUCCACCAAACACACUAGCUACCUUAAAGACACAUAUGACUUCAUAGACAAAAUUAAAACACUCAAACUACCAGAAACAGCUUUUCUCUUCACAAUAGAUAUAGACAGCUUGUACACAAACAUAGAGACCAACGCAGGCAUUGCAGCUAUCAGGAAAUGUCUAAAUCCGGAUCCAACCAGACCAGACGAGGAACUGAUCAAACUCCUGGAAAUCAGCUUAAGGAAAAACGACUUUGAAUUCGACAACCAAUUCUACCUCCAAACCAAAGGAACAGCGAUGGGGAAACGCUUUGCUCCAUCAUAUGCUAACAUCUACAUGGCCGAAUGGGAAGAAACAAUCCUCCCCAGAUGCCCACACAGACCAACUCACUAUUUCAGGUACCUAGAUGACAUUUGUGGCACUUGGACACAUAGCAUGGAGGAAUUUACACAUUUCAUCUCGUUACUUAACACACACCACCAGUCCAUCAAGGUAAAAUACACCACACAUAACAGCAAAGUAAACUUUUUAGACACCACCACUUACAAAGGACCACAUUUUUCACAAACACACCAACUAGACACAAAAGUAUAUUUUAAAGAAACUGACACACACACUCUACUACACAAAACCAGCUAUCACCCUAAACACACGUUUAGAGGUUUAAUAAAAUCACAACUACUCAGAUUCCACAGAAUUUGCACACAACAUACUGACUUCCAGGCAGCUACCAAAGUUUUAUUCACAGCACUCAGACAAAGGGGGUACUCCCGUUCCUUCCUCAGAGGAAUAAGGAAAACCUUCUUAGAACAAAAGCCUAGAGACAACAAAAAGAUUAUUCCACUCAUAACUACCUACUCACAUUUUAGUGUGGCAGCUAACUCACAGAUAAAACAAAACCUAACCAACAAAUUACAAGACACCAACCUUCUUACAGGACACAAGAUCAUCUCAGCCUACAGAAAAAACAAAAACUUGACCAACUAUUUAGUGUCCAGUAAACUGCCUUCACUUAAUCGCAAACCAACAAAAGCAUCACGACACUUCAAGCAACUUUCCUCCCUCCGGAGCCAAUCCACAGGCAUCACAUACAACAUUCCACAAACCUUUACACAAAACAGCAGGAACUGCAUCUACGCAAUACAAUGCGAUACAUGCAAAACCAUUUACAUUGGAGAAACAGGCAACACUAUCCGAGUAAGACUAACACAACACAUCUAUAAUAUCAAACACAAAAAAGAAUCACAAACACCUCUAGUAGCACACUUUCUACAACACAACUUGGAAUCUCUGAAAAUUACAGGGCUGGAGAGGAACCAGAACUGGACAAUCGGAGAAAGGAAAUGGAGAGAAAAAGACUGGAUCAACAAACUACAAACAACUUUCCCGCUAGGCCUGAACAUUAGAAACUCCACGAUAGACCUACACUAGAAAAGGAGCUCCAAAACAAAAAAAACAAAGAAAGAAAUCCAAAAAGAUCCAGAUGGCCAGUGCAUCUUUCUUUCCCUGAAAAACCAACCAAGUGUGGAGUUCUCAGGGAAACAAAGUUCCUACCUCAACCUAACCCUAACCCUAACCCUAACCCUAACCCUAACCCUAACCCUAACCCUAACCCUAACCUAGAGUCACACUUUUGAUGGGCCACAGCUGGAGCUGCGUGCCUGCAACGGAGAGUGGGAGAGCUGGAGAGUGGGAGAUCUUGGGAGUGGGACUGCACUUGCAUCCCAGCCGGAUGCUGGGCUUUGGGAUGCUCCAUCCUUUUCACCAGCCAUGGAUGCGGCCACGGCAGGGGAAUGGAUGCCUGGGACGCAAGCCCAGUGCGGGGAGCUGCACGGCGGUUAGCCGGGGCCCCGCGUCCCGGGUGAACAGCGAUUAAUUAAUUAAUUAAAUGCACGUCCCCCCCCGGGUGCACGAGUGUUAUGAGGCCGGGUUGCAGUUCCGCAAGCUCGGGCUGAACACUUGCUCGUCCCCCGCGGGAGCACGGGUGUGUCACAAAGACGGCCGGAGUGGGUGGCGUCAGACCAGAUGGAGGAAAUAAAUAAACAGAGAGAUGUGGUUUGGUAUAAACUGGGCGCGUGAUCGCGCUCAGCAUUUAAUAAACAGAAAAUAAAAGGUUUGAACAGACAAAAACACGGGACACGGCACUUGUAGCCAAAAGAAACAUAUAAACAAAACGGACUAAACACUAAACAGACGGUGCAGGACAGACAGACGAACACGGUGAGUACAAACAAAACACUUAACUAUUCUUCUAUAAUUACGCUUUUAACUCUCCUUCUCUCUCACCCGUUCUCCACUCUCUGAACACCUAACCCCCAGUGAGUGAAAAUGUGUCUCUAUAUAUACUGUUGUGCUGGGAUUCAAUUACUAAUUAAUUAUUCACUUGAAUCCCAGCACGUGAAUUAAUUCUGUGCAACCCCGUGCUCGCAUAUUAUAUUUUAAAUGCACGUGCGUGAUGUGCAAUCCCGUGCCUAAAUACAAAUCUACACUUUUUAAAUAUACGUGAAACACAGACCCGUUUAUAUCCCGUGUACCAAUCUAUACACCAACAUUAACAUACGCACGCAUACAACACAUAACACAAAUGCACACAGGGGUGGGGCGCUUUGCCACAGGGUGUUAUGAGGUCGGGCUGGAGUUCCGCGAGCUCGGCUGAACACCUGCACAAGCGCUGCGGAGACCCGUUAGAAGCAGCCCCGGAGGCCAGCGAAAAUAGCCGAGAGUUAAGCCCCCUCCCCGCCGUGGCUUCGGCCGCCUUCCGCCGCGUCACGUCAGACGGAACUCUGGUCAUGUGAUU
Molecule: messenger RNA, 6790 nt
Organism: Acipenser ruthenus (sterlet)
Lineage: Eukaryota; Metazoa; Chordata; Actinopteri; Acipenseriformes; Acipenseridae
Exons: 3
Coding region: 3673-5424 (583 amino acids)
Source: RefSeq, a predicted model, not a curated record